Halichondria panicea is the source of this 3781-nucleotide messenger RNA. Its product is annotated as ankyrin repeat and MYND domain-containing protein 1-like. The transcript has 15 exons. The record is from RefSeq and is a predicted model, not a curated record. NCBI's taxonomy places the organism in Eukaryota, Metazoa, Porifera, Demospongiae, Suberitida, Halichondriidae. The coding region runs from base 36 to 3701 and encodes 1221 amino acids. Gene Ontology annotation, molecular function: protein binding.
AAUGCUCAAGCUUCUGUGAGUUGUUGAGCUCUAUAAUGUCCACCAGCAGUGAGUGCAGCUUGUUACCACUGACCCAAUCCCUUCGGUUCAAAAGUGGCUCUCUCUCCAAACCAUCAACUGAUCCUUUGUCUGGAGGUGACGGUGUCUUUGAGUGGCCCUCAGGACUCCAAUACAUAGGGGAGUAUGUGGAGCGGAAACGCCAUGGUUACGGGGUGCAGCUGUGGCCUAGUGGUGCAAAAUAUGAAGGUUAUUUCCAAGAGGACCAAAGGCACGGCUCAGGACGACACAUCUGGGAAAAUGGAGAGGAGUAUGAAGGGGAGUACCAGCGUGACAAGAAGCACGGCCUGGGGACAUACAGGUGGCCGAAUGGGGCACACAUGACGGGCAGAUUCAGACAGGAUUGCAAGGAAGGACACUGUGUCUAUGUGUCAGCAUGUGGGGAGAAGUUUGAGGGCAUGUACCAUGGUGAUGUGAGGGAGGGGGAGGGUGUCCUCACUUACCCAGGGGGCAGACAAGAUGUCGGUACUUGGAAAGGAACCAAACUGAUCAAGCUGAGGUUCAUAGUCAAAGAAGCGUACUUUAAUCCUGAUCUCCCUUCGAAGUCUCCUGAGGAGUAUAGUCUCGGAUCACCUGACCUCAAAGAAAGGGCAAGCUUUGGCCCGAAAGGACAAUUAGAGAUUGCAUCAGAAGAGCUAAUCCAGGCAGCUGGGAUUGGCGAUGUUGCCAAGGUAACCAGUCUGGUGAAGACUGGAGCCGUCCAUGUGGAUGUGUCGGACAGAAAUGGCCACACUGCACUCUUUGCAGCAGCUAUUCACUGCCAUCCCGAUGUGAUCAAUGUGCUAUUGGACAACUGUGCCAAUGUGAACAAAUUAGAUGACAUAGGAGUUACACCACUCAACGCUUGCUAUCACAUUCUCUACUGCUCAACGCGUCAGGUGAGGGCUCUGCUGAGACUGCUCCCUCGAUUGGAGUACCCCUUAUCUGACACCUCUCCUCCACUCUCUACCACACUCACUGACUGCACACUGCACACAGCCGACUUUAUGUCCACCCCUCACAACUCACACACCUCUCACACCCCUUGCUCUCACGGACAUCAUCACGACACCAUCUCCACUGAAAAAUGCUCCGAAUGUAAGAGCCUUUGUGGAAUACAGGUAUCUCAGACGCACAAUUUUCAACACACAAACACAAGCGACUUACAGAAGGUCCGCUCUUACCCUUUCCUUGAAGCACAAAACACUGGGAAAGUCACGUUCGGAUCACUUAGCAACUUGUCUAUAGAGCAAGAGCAAAGACUUAGCGACGGGAUUCUGGAAAAUCGAAGUGGAGAAAAAUCGAAAUCUCAAAACAACACAACUUUUGUCGAGAAUGAGCCUGUUGCAACCUUCAAUAUGGGUCUAGCGAUUGUGGAACAGCCUGUUGACUUAGCCGACAAUCUCAAUCACUUACAUGUAUAUCCUCCGAGCAGUCGGCCAAUGUCUAGCAGUCGGCCAAUGUCUAGCAGUCGACCAAUGUCUAGCAGUCAACCGAUGUCUAGCCUGCUGGAUAGCACACUUCUGAAUAGUGCCUUGGGGGAUCUGAAUGCUGGGUACUCGGCCACUGCCAGCGUGAAUAGCGAUAUUCUCGGAGUGAGUGUUGCCAGCACAGAUUUCUUCUCACCCAGUGCCUGCUUCCCCGAAUAUGAAGUCAGGGCAAUAAGUCAAGAAUCUAGCUCCUCUCAAGAAAGCCUACAUGAUGUCUCUUUAGCUGUGGAACCUCCUGAGAAGAAUGACGAAACUAUAAUCUUCAAAACCGACAAACUCGACAAACUCGAAACACACUUACAAGUCUCUCAAAAAACCUCCCCACGUCUGCUUCUGUUGCCCAACCAAUUACACUCUGUAGGAUUCAAGUCCCCUCUGGUCAGUUCCAGUGUGUUCUCGUCAACACAGUACGGGCCGAUUGUGAGUGCUGCACAGAGCACCAGCCUCUCCUGCAGCUCUGGGAGUCUGGCCGAGUGCUCAACUCUCUCUGAUAUCACAGAGGGCAGUCUGGUUGAACUUAGUGUGAGAAGCUUCACAGUUGAGGAGACUAUAGAUAUACUGCUGAAGAGAGGAGCUGACCCCAAUGCAUCCAGUCUCCCCCUCACACCGCUGGUCUAUGCUAUACGGUCUGGUGAUGUGCAGGCAGUGGAACGACUGGCAGAGAGAGGGGCAGACGUCAACCAAACCUUGCCACUUCAGGUGGGUGGUCACUCUUCGCUGAUGGAGGCUAUUCGUCUGGUGGGACCCAACCCAGUCUGCAUUAUUGAGGUCUUGUUGAGGUACGGGGCUCUUGUCAACAUACCUGUACAUGCCUACAGUCUGGACCCAACCAGUAAUCCUGAAGAAGCUUCUGAGAGUGGCUUGAGAUCAACAGAUGAGCCGUAUAGAGUAGUGGACAAAGGAGCUACAAGUAUUGAAUGCAGUGUGUUGGCUGGUCAGAAUAAGGGGGAGGGCAAGUACACUCCACUGCACAUUGCCUGUUCACAUAGAGAGCUCUCAGACACCACACAUGAGGAGUUGUCAAGCACAGUACUGGCUAUGGUCGACCUGUUGCUAGGAGCUGGAGCCAGUGUCAAUGUGGUUGCUAUGGGACACUCGCCUCUUUCACUGGCCAUCAUAAAUGGUCAUGACAAGGUGGUUGAAAGACUACUGGAACAUGGUGGUGAUCCGAACCUCCGGCUGGGUGCAGGAGUGGGCACAGCACUCUGCUCCCUCACCACACAGCAGGCUCUCAAGUGGAGGGAUGGUACCACUUCCCUUCGAAUGGUUGGAGAGCUCUUGCACCAUGGAGCCAGUUUCACUCAGCCAGUCAAAGUGGCUGUCAAAGUGGUUGGCUCUGUGACUGACUUUGCCCAUGCUGCACUCAAACAAGACAAGAAACUGUCCUGCCUCAAGUACAGUGCCCUGAACAAAUCCGAGCGAGCUCGUUACAUGGCCUGGAAAAAGUUACUGGACAACUUUGUGAACCUCUUCAAAUGCAGAGCAUUGUUCUCAAUCUCUCUCACCGAGUAUGCGUGGGUUCAGGUUCAAAUUGAUGCAAAAAUGGACAACAAGCUCCAAGUGAUACGAGAGAGACCAUCCUCAGCCAUCCACUUCAAGCACCCCUCAUUCCACAAGAGAACGAGGCACAUACGUAGUGCAGGGGGUAUGCCGUGUAAGAGGAGGGGCAAAGCCGAGCUACUCCCUACCUUCCCUCUACACACACUCGGCAGAGCACUUGCGAAGGUUACCAAACAUCAUGGGCCCACUCUGAAUGGUGGUGGCAGCAAGAUAGUGCUAGAAGAAGAAACUGCUCAAACUCUGAGCUCCAAAAAAUCGCAGGAAAAACGAUUGCUACAAUUGAAAGAUUUGUUUGGUUCAGCUUUGGAGAUGUUUCGACUCAGUACUACUACUACUAUUGAAGGGACUGCCUCAGAGGAUCAUACGUCCGCCGCAAACUACUCACCCCCCAAACAAGAGCAAUGGACCCUAUCGUGUUUCUGUUACGAGUGUGGACGGAGUGGGGUGCGACUGAUCAAGUGCCCUGGGUGUUGUUACUUAUACUAUUGCAGUCAGGCAUGUCGAGUGGAGGGCUACAAGAAGGGGCAUAAAGAAGAGUGCUCAGGGGGAUUCGUCAAACCAGCCAGCAAAACACCAAAACAGCCACGUAGUAGACAGAUUUACAGGGCUUUUUAAUGCGUUUUCCUGUGUACAGUCCAUUUUAAUCCUGUUGUCAAUCUGUUGUCAUGCCAUUAUAACAUUUUUAUUUGAUAUUG